Messenger RNA from Sinocyclocheilus rhinocerous, 2491 nucleotides. RefSeq names its product transcription factor 7-like 2. Lineage: Eukaryota; Metazoa; Chordata; Actinopteri; Cypriniformes; Cyprinidae. Gene Ontology annotation, biological process: canonical Wnt signaling pathway; regulation of transcription by RNA polymerase II. Gene Ontology annotation, molecular function: RNA polymerase II cis-regulatory region sequence-specific DNA binding; DNA-binding transcription factor activity, RNA polymerase II-specific. The record is from RefSeq and is a predicted model, not a curated record. Gene Ontology annotation, cellular component: chromatin; beta-catenin-TCF complex; catenin-TCF7L2 complex. The coding region runs from base 31 to 1929 and encodes 632 amino acids. The transcript has 15 exons.
CCCCCGCAAAAUUAGCGCUCCUCGGGAAAAAUGCCGCAGUUGAACGGCGGUGGAGGGGACGAUCUGGGUGCGAACGAUGAAAUGAUUUCCUUCAAAGACGAAGGCGAGCAGGAGGAAAAGAUUUCGGAGAACUCCUCAGCAGAAAGGGAUUUAGCAGAUGUCAAGUCUUCUCUCGUAAACGAGUCGGAAACGAAUCAAAACAGCUCCUCGGAUUCCGAGGCGGAAAGACGGCCUCCGCCUAGAUCUGAAAGUUUCAGAGACAAAACAAGAGAAAGUUUAGAGGAGGCUGCGAAAAGGCAAGAUGGAGGGCUGUUCAAGAGCCCACCGUACCCGGGCUAUCCAUUUAUAAUGAUUCCCGACCUCACGAGCCCGUACCUCCCGAACGGAUCGCUCUCGCCGACCGCGCGCACAUAUCUACAGAUGAAAUGGCCCCUGCUAGAUGUUCAAGCAGGAAGUCUUCAGAGUAGACAAGCACUUAAAGAUGCCAGGUCACCUUCUCCAGCACACAUCGUUGUAUUUUGGGAGGAACGUUUGAGAUGCAAUACCAUUCAAAAGUUUGGGGGGCCCUUCUGCUUGGAAUUCCCCGGACAGACUGAUCUGAGUCUUCACCAAUUACAGUUGUCUAAUAAGGUCCCCGUGGUACAGCACCCUCACCAUGUGCACCCGCUCACACCUCUGAUCACCUACAGCAAUGAGCACUUCACGCCUGGGAACCCCCCUCCACAUCUACAGGCAGACGUGGACCCCAAAACAGGAAUCCCAAGGCCUCCACAUCCUUCAGAUAUAUCCCCCUACUACCCUCUGUCACCUGGCACUGUAGGCCAGAUUCCCCAUCCGCUAGGAUGGUUAGUACCACAGCAAGGUCAACCAGUUUACCCAAUCACGACGGGAGGUUUCAGACACCCCUACCCAACUGCCCUCACUGUCAAUGCAUCCAUGUCAAGUCUUUUCUCCUCCAGGUUCCCUCCUCACAUGGUGCCCCCCCACCACAGUUUGCACACCACAGGGAUCCCCCACCCAGCCAUCGUCACGCACAACGUCAAGCAGGAGUCCUCUCACAGUGACAUCGGCUCCCUCAACAGCUCGAAACAUCAGGAUGCGAAAAAAGAGGAGGAAAAGAAGAAGCAGCCACACAUAAAGAAACCUCUGAACGCGUUCAUGCUUUACAUGAAGGAAAUGAGAGCCAAAGUGGUGGCAGAGUGCACACUGAAAGAGAGCGCAGCUAUCAACCAGAUCCUAGGCCGAAGGUGGCAUGCUCUGACUCGAGAGGAGCAGGCCAAAUACUACGAGUUAGCCAGGAAAGAGCGACAGCUUCACAUGCAGCUGUACCCCGGCUGGUCAGCACGAGACAACUAUGCGGGUAACUAUCAGGGGAAAAAGAAGAAGAGAAAAAGGGAAAAGCAGGCAGGAGAGGGCAUUGAUCUGAGCGCCCCAAAGAAGUGUCGCGCACGCUUCGGGCUCGACCAGCAGAAUAACUGGUGUGGCCCAUGCAGGAGAAAAAAGAAGUGCAUUCGCUACAUUCAAGGUGAAGGCAGCUGUGCCAGUCCUCCUUCUUCGGACGGAAGCUUACUAGAGUCCCCCCCAUCCUCCCCCUCCAUGGUCUCUCCCUCCCCGUCCUCGAAAGAGUCCAAACCACAGACUGAACAAAUGCAACCUCUCUCACUGACUAUGAAACCGCCCCCCCUGCUCUCGUCGUCCCAACACCAACACCUCUCCAUGGCUCCACCCUUAGCUUUGUUGGACAACUCCGGGGCGGGCAAAACGUCCAGCUCGGCACACAACGGCUCCUUGGACCCCUCAGACGUGUCGUCGUCCCGACCCACAGGCUCCGCCUCCUCCAGGCCUACAUCGCCGUGUCAUUCCCACUCUCUGCUGCCCAGCUCCGCCACGACGCAACCCCUUUCGCUCGUAACCAAGUCGAUAGACUAGCUUCGUUGUUUUUUAAACCAGCUUUCUCUGUCUGUCUCUCCGUCUGUCACGCGUCUUGUCUUUUUUCAUUCUGUGUUCUGAUUCUCUUGUUUUUUCUGUGCGAUAUGGCUUUGAAAAUUUCGUUAAUUCUUUAUCAAAGUUCAUUGGUCAAUAUUUGACCUGUCAUUAUCUAAAAAAAAUGAAAUUAUUAUGAUUAAAUAUUGAUAAUUAAAUACACUUAAGUUGUAGAGUAUAGCUGUGAAUCUGCCAAAUUGUUUUAUAAAUUUUUUUGGGUUUGUUUUUGUUCAGUUGUUUUGCUUUUUUUCAGCUGUUCAACAGAAAAAUACAUAAUUGUUAUGUUGACAUGUUUAAAGACAGAUAUACAAAGUAGGUGAGGAUUCAGUGAGCCCUUUUCUCAAAGAAUUGGUUCUCCUUCAUUAUUUGUAUUAAAUACGAGCUUGUGAACCAAUCAUUUUACAGCUGUCCAAAACUCAGAGGGCACGAGGACUGUGGAGACACCUCUCCGACUGAGGAACAACUUUAAUCGUGAUGUGACUUGUUCUUGUUUAAAUGUACAGAAAUA